Messenger RNA from Trypanosoma brucei brucei TREU927, 96 nucleotides. RefSeq lists its product as hypothetical. The transcript has a single exon. Bases 1 to 96 code for a protein of 31 amino acids. The record is from RefSeq and is a predicted model, not a curated record. Lineage: Eukaryota; Euglenozoa; Kinetoplastea; Trypanosomatida; Trypanosomatidae.
AUGCAGUUAGUUAAGAGUGAGGAGGCGGUUAAAACAGUGACAAAUAGCGAAAUUGCGACGAAGAAAAAGCGUGCGAAGGUGCUAGUUGUGAAUUGA